Seminavis robusta is the source of this 3654-nucleotide messenger RNA. The record is from the annotation of a GenBank genome assembly. NCBI's taxonomy places the organism in Eukaryota, Bacillariophyta, Bacillariophyceae, Naviculales, Naviculaceae.
AUGAACGAUAACGAUAAUGACUCUACCUAUGGGUUGGAGGGAGACAGUCCCCCCCUUCACAUUGUGGACGGUGAGGAGGACGAUGUCAACAACAUGUCGGAAGUCUCCAUGAAUCUGAGUUUUCUCAUGGAAGAGGCUUCCUCUCCGUACAAGAGCAGCAAGGGGCAAGGAACCGCGGAAGUACAACACCAAGAGACUGUCACGGAAGGACACGAAGAAGAAGAAGACAAUGAGCAAGAAGGAGAAAAACUAGAAGACGAGCAAGAACAAGACGACAACUACGAAGCAGAUGAACCGCCUACUGAGAACUCAACAAUGAUACGAGUUGCUCUCCAGCCACGUCAAUCCAGAGACUCCUUUAGUGAUCAAGAUAGCUUUAUGGAGCAAGGUAGUGCCAGGGACACAGGGGGAGACCCCUUAUUGGGGUGCCACAAUGAUCCCAGGGAUCUUACUUCCGAUGCUCCCAUGGCAGAUGUGGAUCUUGAUAAGGAUACUAGUGGCAAAAAAGGAGAUUACGAAGAGGAAGAAGACGAGGAAAGCAAAAACCAGGAUUCCGAAAUGAGUGAUUCCCAACAGGACGAACCAUCCACCGUCGACAUGGCAGAAGCAAAGGAAAAGCAAGUCAGAAGCUCUCUCCUCUUUGCUAUUUUGUCCGCUUGUGGAUUACUCCUCUGCAUGAAAUUAAUUUCCAAGUUGUGUCAAAAAUGCAUGGGAAACGGGGAUGACCCACCUGGGGCGAACGAACUGGCCCAGGAAGCAGCGGAAGCUGCCGCGGAUGAAGUGGUAGGGAAUGCCAGAAAUGCCAUGAUCCUACAAACACAACAACAAUCCAUUGCCAAUUUGGCAAAUCCAACCUUUUUGGCACUCGAAGGGACCACACAGAACAUGGCCACAUCAGCUGCUCAAGGGGCGGCUAGCUCCACUGCUGCAGGAGGGUCCGCCGCUGCGGGGGCUGGCACCACAGCAGCCACAGGGAUUGUGGGACAGGCACUGGCCGGUGUGGCAUCUGCCUCACUCACCUCACAGCUAGCAGUGGCUGUUGGAGCUGCUGCCAUUGUCACUGCCACUGCGGUUUCCACUGGAAUGGUCAUGAUGAGUGCCAUGGAAGAAACCAAUACUACUACUAUUAUUGUGACCAUCAAUGGAACCAAUCUCAUCAACGACACAAUCCUUGAUGAUCAUGGCACCAGUGCUUCUACAGCUGGGCUUGGGCUUGAUCUCGGUAACAACGGCACACCUAGUGGUAUCGACAAUGUCCUUGGGUCUGAGUUCACUGUCCCUGCAACCAGCGCCCCCACCUUCUCAAACCAGACUGGAGGAGUGGUCCCUGUUGAAAAUGGAUUUCCCCUUGAUGAUGUUGUCAUUAACUUGAAUGAAUCUGCCUACAGCUGGUCAAUGUCUGUGUGUCCUGGCUUUGAAGAAGUCACAGAACUAAAAGAAGGCAUCACGAACUUGGUUCUUCAGGGCCUCCCUCUGGGAUUUGUAGAAGCCAACCAAGCCCGACUCGAAGAACUAUUCAAGCUCAGCUACAAUGCUCUCUCAGGCAUGUGCAGUGGAGAGUUCCUACGUGUGGCCCACAACGUUGUAUUGACAGAAAUCAAUAGUGUUCAGGCUGGACCAGCCAUGCUCUUUACGUACACAAGAUGGAAGAUUACCAUGACUUGUGUGGGAUGUCCUGAUCAGAAUUGCUUGUUUGGUGGUUCAACUGGACCCAGUGAAGUCACAAUGGAGAAGAACGGUGUCGGCAAGACACGUUCUCUGCAAAGUGGCAUCUCAUUGCUCUCCAACAACCGUUUGUAUUCUGACUUUGUCGAGGCCUUUAUCUUUGAAAUUGAAGAAAAGUUACCAAUUGUACCUGAACAAGGACAAGGUCCAGACCGAGGUGUGGAACAAACUGUUCGACUGUUUUAUGGUUCUGUUGUGGAUCCUAAUGAUGAGGACAACAUUGUUGCAGAGACCAGUGUAAAUACAGAGACUGCAGUCAUCGUAACAGCAGCCUCGGGGGCCCCGUCUUCAGCGCCUAUUGGAAGCUAUUUUACUGCUUAUACCGCGGCACCCACAGAGCCCCCCACACUGUCCACCCAGCCCUCAAAUGCUCCUUCGGAUGCCCCAAGCAAGUCGCAAGAGCCAACUACAGCACCUUCCUUGGGUCCAAGCGAAAGCAGUGAUGCCCCAGCAGCAGCUGUGCCAAUUGCAGCAUCAGCGACUGCUGCAAUGCCCACAGAAACGACUGAUUCAAAAGGUGGUAGUGGUGCACCAACUGGAACAGGUGCUGCUGCCAAUGCAUCCCCAACAACACAGGAUCCGACCCCAUCUGCCCCAACAACUGCAGAACCUACUCCAUCUGCCCCAACAACUCAAGAGCCAACCCCAUCUACCCCAACAACUGCAGAACCUACAACCCAGGCACCAUCGAAAGAUACACAGCCAGGAGCAUCCGCAUCAAGGCAAACUGGUUCACCUGAGAGCACAAAUAGCCAAGCUCCAGCCUCUGCCAUCUCUACCACUUUCAGCCCAACAACUGCUGGCUUCACACCUGACGCCCAAACAACUGUUAGCCCCACUCCUAGCUCUACUCCUGAUGCCACAAUAACCGUGGGCCCAACAACCGUGGGCCCAACUCCUGACGCCCCAACUGCGGGUGGCCCAACCAGUGCAGGUCCCAGCACGAGCAAUCCCACAACCACCAGCCCCACCACUAUUGGACCAAGUACAGUAAGCCCCACUACUGGGUCACCCACAGGAACUCCUUCCACAGGAAGUCCCACGACCUUGAGCCCAACCGUGACUGAGGGAAGUCCCAGCGCAAGUCCAACAACUUUGAAUCCAUCUGUAGCACCAACACCAUCUCCAACAUCACCCCCCACGCGAGCACCAACUGGCCAACCCACUCCAGCUCCUACAGGACAGCCUACACCCUCUCCUACAGCAGCCCCCACAUCUAGGCCAACCAACCAACCCACCCCACAGCCAACAUCAGCCCCCACACCACCGCCAACAGGCCAACCAACAAAAGGUCCAACUAAUCCACCAACUUCAGCACCAACCACAGGAACACCAUCAGUAUCAGCAGGACGGCCCAGUAGUAGUCCCACAACAUCUUCUCCAUCAACGCAAGUUCCAACUGCUGCCCCAACUUGUGGCUAUACAUCCGUCACCAACACGUACUAUAUGGGGUUCACGAAUGACAUCUCUUCUGUCCAAGCUGAUAUCUUGACUUCAAAUUUUGUAAGGGCUAAUGAUUUUGUAGCAGAAAAUACAUGUGCAGCAAUUGUGACCAAUGUGAACAUAACACAGAAGAUUGGCUUUCAAGUUGGAAAUGAUAACUUUCAUCUGGAACUUUCUGUAACGGUGGAUGAGACAAGUGCUAAUCCCUUCCUGGGGAGUGCCACACAAAGGGCUGACUUUGUUACUGCCUUUUCUAGCCUAACUGGAACUUCAGGCAUGUAUAUCAGUGAGACACUCAUGACUGGAAGCCCAACUACAAUCAGCCCAACAACAGCAAGUCCCACAGUCACUCCUGGUAUUCCCUCAACUACUCCCACAACAGCCAGCCCAUCAACGGCCAACCCGACACUGGGGCGCCCUCAACUGCGACGCCUUCAACUGCUGCACCCACUACAGGAAGCCCAACAACUCUUGGCCCAACGGUGA